Cooperia oncophora is the source of this 297-nucleotide messenger RNA. Lineage: Eukaryota; Metazoa; Nematoda; Chromadorea; Rhabditida; Trichostrongylidae. The record is from the annotation of a GenBank genome assembly.
AUGUAUUGUUUAGCAAACCCACGUGGACGUUUCGAAGGCAAAGUCGCAAUCGUGACAGGUUCAAGCAACGGUAUUGGACGUGCAACGGCGGUGCUCUUUGCCGAAGAGGGAGCGAAAGUCACUAUCACGGGACGAGAUGCAGAAGCGCUUGCAACGACAAAAAAGGAAAUGCUAAGUGUGGGAGCGAAAAACGAAGAUAUUGUGGCAAUUCAAGGAGAUUUGAUUGAUGAAAGUGUGCAGAAGAAACUGAUCGACGCUACUCUUGAAAGUUUCGGAAAAAUCGACAUAUUGUCCUAA